This is a messenger RNA of Pimephales promelas (fathead minnow), 2221 nucleotides long. RefSeq lists its product as uncharacterized. The record is from RefSeq and is a predicted model, not a curated record. NCBI's taxonomy places the organism in Eukaryota, Metazoa, Chordata, Actinopteri, Cypriniformes, Leuciscidae.
GUUAUCGCCAUAUUUGCUUUUCUCUCGGGAAGAAGAAAUAGUGUUUUUCUCUUUUCAUUCACCACAUUAUCUGUUUUAAUUUCACAGCUGUCAUGUUUUGAGUUGAACCAGAGCUGUUAGGAUUAAGAUGAAUGCAUUUGGAUAGUUCAUAAUCCGGAACUGAGACCGGGCAACAGGGCAGAACACACCUGUCGUGCAGCCUUCACAUUGGUUUGAGGUAACCACUUCCUCUUAGAUAUAUUGAGAAAAUAAGCCAGAAAAACCUAACUGUCAAACCAAGGGCCCUCACACGCUGAAAAGAUUUUAUACGAACGCAGUUAGCCUCACAAAAUAUCCACAGCCUCCUCAAGGAAUUCCAAACCCACGUUCUGCUGCAUCAUUCAGAAAUGGUAAAACAUCUCAGCCUUCUGUUUUCCAUCUUGGUCAUCGCCAUACAAACAUUAAACACUGAAGAAGAGCUGAAGGAGACUGGGUUUGGAACUCCACCACCCCGACACGGACUUGCUCUAAUUGAGUGGUAUGUGAAAAAUUGCAUUGACAAUAACAUGGUGGCUCUCUGCAAUCCUGUGGCUGGAGAGUUUGGGUUCCAUGUGUUUCAUAACAGCGGGUUCCUGCUCCCUCCUCUGAAGGACAAACGAACAUAUUCCUACUUCACUAUAGGAAACCUUCACUCCCCACACUCUGAGGAUCUUCCCUAUGAAGUAAGGAAGUACUAUGAUCCAAAUGAUCCAGUGAGCAACAUGGACAGGGUCAUUGUGAAACUCAACAGGAACAAGAACAAAAUCGAAGAGAUCUACAUAUCAGAGCACUAUAAUCCUCCUAGAACUUUUCAUUUAGGAACUUCUCUCAUCGAUGACUUACGAUGGCACCAGAACUCAACGCAGAAGGUUUUCCCAAUAAUCUCUCAAAACAUUUUUAGCUGAGAUGUUCUAUUACAAAAUCACUGUAUAGUAGCUGCCACUAUUUCCCCACAGCAGAUGCCUUUUGCACUUUCAGUUUACUACUUUCAUUUCUUCUUCUUUUUUUCCUUUAUACCAAUAUUAUACCACUUCUCAAUUUCCUUCUCUUCAUCACAUGUCAUGAAACAAUUUAGAAACUUCCUCCAUGAAGUUGAGCAUGGACUUUGAACCUGGGUAAUUGUAUUCCUUAUGUUUAUUAAUGCAAAUGCAACACAAUUUCCCUUAUACAAAAUAAAAAAUUAAGACCUCUGACAAUAAAACGUUAUGCAGCAUUUUUACAAAAUGUAAACAUCAUUAUAAGGGAAAAUAUCCCUUGAAAAAAAAACGUGUUUAUUGUGACGUAAUGAUGGAUGUAAACUGUCUAAACCUCACAUGAUUCAAGAAUUGCAACACAUUCACUAAAUAGCUGGAUAAGCUUUAAAAUGUGAAUGGACAGUUAAAAUCAGGGAAAGGAGUGGACAUUACAAUAGUUAAAUCAAAGAUUUUGAUAUUAGGAUGAAACUAAUGAUGUAAGAAUGUGAACAAAGCAGCGCUGCCACCAAAAACCAGGAGUGUUUAUAGACAUAGCUACUGAAUAGAAAUCAGAAUCUAUAUUCUGAAAUGUGAUUGUGUCAAUUAUAUCUCAUUACUGUCUGUGCUUCUGCAAUUUACAAUACAUGGCCAUAGGACAACAAACCUAUAAUAGUCUUCUUUUUCAUAAGUCAAGAGAUCUAAUAUUAACAGCUGUCAUAAACACACCACAGACCAUUUCUUUGACAAACUCUUUAUGGCACUAGACUGUACAAAUGACACGCAUAAUUGCCUUAGUAUUACUUUGUGUUAAGAUUAGACAAUACUGUAUCAAUGGUGUUAUUUGUAUAAAUAUAUUUAAACUGAAGAAGAGUAUUCAGUAUGUGCAUCUAAACGGUGCUGGUUAGGCUACUACUAGAGUCAAUUAAAUGUCCAUAAAAUAAUUAAAACUGAUCACUCUGCGAUUCUGACGGGAUUAAUGUUCAAUUUACUGCAGCAAGAAGAAAACGCUGUAUUUUCCCCCAUAAUUUCAGAAUUUCGAAUUGCCUGCAUGCUUCCGUAUUAAGGCCCUUUCACACAGAACACGGCAGUCACGAAUGUCAGUUUUCAGAUGUGUGGAAAGCAGCAAAACACAGGCGGUUUCACUGGUGGCGCAGAGGCGCUCUUAGCAGCAUGCGCCACCAAAGAUACAAAUAUUUUAUCUUUUUGCGAGUGGCAGCUGAAUGUGAAUUGAAAUGUAAUUUGAAUGUUAA